Lotus japonicus is the source of this 1809-nucleotide messenger RNA. RefSeq lists its product as uncharacterized. The record is from RefSeq and is a predicted model, not a curated record. Lineage: Eukaryota; Viridiplantae; Streptophyta; Magnoliopsida; Fabales; Fabaceae. Gene Ontology annotation, biological process: biosynthetic process. Gene Ontology annotation, molecular function: nucleic acid binding; isomerase activity. Gene Ontology annotation, cellular component: cytoplasm. Bases 173 to 1618 code for a protein of 481 amino acids. The transcript is spliced from 11 exons.
CUUGAUUGAAAAUAGAGGGAUUAAAAAAAAAAACUCUUUAUCUGGGUUUGCAUUUGUGAUUGACAUUGUGCCCUAAUCCCAAAUUCCCAAUCUACUUCUCUUCAAUCUUCUCCGCGAUCCGAUUCCUAGAUCUUCUUCUUGCUGCUGCAGAAGCUGCAUUCGUCACCUAAUCAUGGUGCUUCUUCACAGAGAACUCGACCUUCUCCUCUCUACCCAUUUGGCUGAUCCUCUUAAAGGAGAUGGUGCCAAAUCCAAGGGGAUGUCAAUUGAGAAGAAGAUUGAGUUCCUUGAGAGCUUCACUGGAAAGGUCACAAAUCGAAGAUCUCGUAGGUGGUUAAAUGAUCGUCUCUUGAUGGAACUAGUGCCGCGUUUAAAUGCUGAGGAAAUUAGAGGGUUGUUUGCACCACCACCUUGGGGUGAUGAAGUUCCACCCUCAACAUUUUCUAUGACUAAUGUGGAGGAGUGGGACAGAUUCCGGAAUAUAGACAUGGAUAAAGAGGUUAAUAUAAUUCAUGCCCUAGAAAAUACCUUAGAUAAGAAGAAAGGUCAUGUUGAUGCUGAUAAGUUGGCAGUGUUGAAUGCUUGGCAUAGAGUUGAUUGUAAAACAAGAGACGCACUUCGCCGCAGCUCGCUUUCUGAACUCAUAGAGGGAUAUGAGGAAUGUGUACGGACUUUCAUAACAGAGAAGACAGAUGGAGAUGUUCUUGAACUACAAAUUCAGGAUCCUUUUCAUCGAUUGUUGCUGCAUGGAGUGUGUGAGGUGGAUGCGUUCACUGAGUCAGCGUUCAAGGGUAACCCUGCAGCAGUGUGUUUGUUAGAAGAAGACAAGGAUGAUGAUUGGUUGCAAGCUGUAGCUGCAGAGUUCAACAUCUCUGAAACUUGUUUCUUGACUCGCAUUGAUGGAACCUCUAAUCCCCGUUUUGGCCUCAGAUGGUUUACUCCUGUUGUUGAGGUUAACCUCUGUGGCCAUGCCACAUUAGCGGCUGCAUACAUACUGUUUUCAUCUGGUUUGGUGAAGACCAAUGUUAUUGAAUUUGUGACACUAUCUGGAAUAUUAACAGUCAAAAAGAUCCCAGCAGUCAAUGCCACUAAUGGCACAAACUUGCAAAAGAGUGAAGCUAAGGAUGGGUUCUAUAUCGAAUUGGAUUUUCCUGCAGACCAUAUUAUAGAGUCCAAUUUUGAUGGGACUGCACGAAUUUCUGGGGCAUUGAAUGGUGCUCCCAUAAUUGAUAUAAAGAGUACACAUAAUAGCGAGGACUUCCUGGUUGAACUCGCAUCAAGAGAAGAUGUCAUAGCAGUUCAGCCACAACUUGAUGCAAUGGUUAAAUUUCCUGGAAGGGGGGUAAUUGUCUCAGCGAUUGCUCCUCCAGAGUCGGGAUUUGACUUCUAUAGUCGAUUCUUCUGCCCAAAAUUUGGAGUCGAUGAGGAUCCUGUUUGUGGGACUGCACAUUGUGCCUUAGCAUCCUACUGGAGUAAGAAGCUAGGGAAGUGUGAUUUCAUUGCUAAUCAGGCAUCACCCAGAGGGGGAAUUCUCCAUAUUCAUCUUGAUGAGGAGAACCAACGAGUGUUCUUGCGUGGGAAGGCUGUUACGGUGAUGGAAGGGUGUGUUCUGGUCUAGGCCUGUUCCUAAAAUUGCAGAAUACAUAGUUGCUCCAAUAGAUAUAUCAGAUGAUAAGAAUUGUAAUUGGAGAACUGAACUCUUGCAAAAGAAGAACCUCACUGCAUUCUGUAUUUGAUACACAAAAACCUUGGUGGCAAUGUAAUAAUAUUUGUUGAGUUGAAUAAAUUGAUCUGGUCAUUGCCUUUUUA